Lagopus muta (rock ptarmigan) is the source of this 4042-nucleotide messenger RNA. It is a transcript of the gene VRTN, whose product is annotated as vertebrae development associated. The record is from RefSeq and is a predicted model, not a curated record. The transcript is spliced from 2 exons. NCBI's taxonomy places the organism in Eukaryota, Metazoa, Chordata, Aves, Galliformes, Phasianidae. The coding region runs from base 115 to 2136 and encodes 673 amino acids. Gene Ontology annotation, cellular component: chromatin. Gene Ontology annotation, biological process: regulation of transcription by RNA polymerase II.
CACUGCGGGGCUGGCACCGGGGCCGCGGCGGCGGCUCCGCGCCGCUUCCUGCCGCCGCCCUUAAAGGUGCGGAGCGGCGGAGGGCGCGGGUGGGGUGCGACCCGUGGAGCCAGGAUGAUCCAGCGGCACCAGCUGGUGCAGUCUGUGCUGCAGGAGCUGCAGGAAGCCACCGAAUGCUUUGGUCUGGAGGGCCUUGCCAGUGCUGCACUGGAGGCAGAGAGGACCCUGUCAUCUUUCUCCCUGCCUGGCUAUUGCAGGAGGCAAUUUCAAGAGGAGCUAGAAGUUGAUCGAGUAGCCAGGAGCCUGUACCCAGAGGAUGCUCCAAGUAACAUGCUGCCUCUGGUUUGCAAAGGUGAGGGGAACCGCCUCUUUGAGGCAGCCAGUGUACUGCUCUGGGGCAACCCCAGCCUCAGCCUGGAGCUGCAGGUGCGCACAGUGGUGGAGAUGCUGCUGCACAAGCAGUACUACCUGAGUGGCAUGAUUGACUCCAAGGUGAUGCUGCAGGCUGCCCGCUACUCACUCUGCACGGAGGAGACACCAGAGAUGACCAGCCUCCCCAUGGCUAUCCUGGAGGCUAUCUUCGAUGCAGAUAUCAAAGCUACCUGCUUUCCUGGCACCUUUGCCAAUAUGUGGCAUGUCUAUGCUCUUGCCUCAGUGCUGCAGUGUAACAUCUACUCAAUCUAUCCCAUGAGCAACCUGAAGAUCCGGCCAUAUUUCAACCGGCUCAUCCGGCCCAGGAAGUGUGGCCCUCAGACCUCCACUCUCCACAUCAUGUGGUCAGGGCAGCAGCUCUCCAGGCAGGUCUUCAAAGCACAGUACUUUGUGGCUGUAGUUGGUCUGGAGGAGCUGGAACCUACCAUACCUUCAUCAGAGCCUCCUGUCCAGCCCAUGAAGACUCUGGAGCUGCUGAAUAGUGACCCCCAGCUGACCUACUCCAACCUGCGUGACAGGUACAGCAUCACCAAGAGCACCUUCUACCGCUGGAAGCGCCAGUCUCGGGAACACCGGCAGAAAGCGGCUGCCAGGUUUGCAGCUAAACACUUCCUCCAGUCCUGCUUUCAAGAGGGCAACGUUGUCCCGCUCCAGCACUUCCGACAAAUGUUUCCGGAAAUCUCCCGAUCCACAUAUUAUGCCUGGAAGCAUGAGAUGCAGAGCAUGGUCAAUGGUGAUACCUCUGAUCUGACUGAGGCCCAUGGGUUGCGGGAGCUUCACAGGGAGGUUCCAAAGAAGGCUGAUGUUAAUGAGCCAACAAAGGCAGAGGCAAGUUUAAGGCCCCCGAGUCCUUCCCUAGACCCAGUCCAAGCAGGGAUCUUCAUGCGAGGAGCCAAAUCUUACCUGGAGAAAUGCAUCUCCAUGAACACUCUGGUGCCUUACAGGUGCUUCAAGCACAGCUUCCCCGGCAUCUCCAGGUCCACUUACUACAAUUGGCGAAGAAAAGCAAUCAAAGAGAACCCCAACUUCAAACCCCCCCAGCCUCCCUUGAAUAACCAGAAACCUCUACCCAUGGAAAAGCCACUUCUGCAGCUGAAACCGAGCAGCUUGCCUGCUAGGAAGAGGCUGAAUGGAGAUCAGCCGGCAGCCAGGAGUCUCCUGCAGCUCAAGCCCUCUCUGUGCUGGAGGAAGCGGCUGAGAGAUGUGGCCCGGAGACAGGUCCAGCAGUGGCAGCUGCCAUUCAGCAAGUUUUGCCUACGCUAUCCAACACUCUCUUCCACAACCUACUGGUUUUGGAAGGGCAGCAGCCGAGCAUCUGGGCAGCAUCGCCUUUGCAGCUCCAAUCGGCCUUUGAACAGGAUUACUUCCCUGGCACUGCAGAGAUCUGAGCCAAGUGUCAAGCCCCAGCUCCACAUGGAGCUAGCAACCAAGCAUCUGGACAAGUCAGCACCAGCCACUCCAUACAAUGCCACCAUUUCAGGCUACCCUGUGUCAGAGAGAGCCAACAGUCAGAUGUUUGUGAUGGAUGUGAUUGCCACCACCCAGUUCAAGGCACAAGCCAAGCUGUUCCUGCAGCAGCGCUUUGAGUCGAAGACCUUCCCCACCUACAAGGAGUUCAGUGCCCGCUUCCCCCUCACAGCCCGCUCCACCUACUACAUGUGGAAGCGUGCCCUGCAUGAUGGGCUGACCCUUGUGGAUGCAUGAGGUCCACCUGGCCGUGGUUCUCCAUUGAUGUGCCCUAUGACCUGCUGGUGGGGUGUCCAAGCCAGGGCCCAGGUCAAACUUUUGGUUUGUUUUUUUUCUGUUUGUAGUCUUUUUCUUUUUUUUUCUAUGUGAUUGAAUCAGGUAUGAGAAUGCCUACACAGUGCCCACUCCUGGAGAUGGAAGGAGUGGGAGGCAGGUACUGACCGCCCCAAAGGAGAGGGGCAGAAGGGUUUUGCCUUCUUUGCACUCAGGGAUCAAGUAGGGGUCAUAGGAUUCUGUCAGGCUUCCAGUGUAUGCUUGAGGUAGAGGGUUUGAAGGCCUCUCUGUCCUGGGAAUUUGUGUGAAGGAGUGAUGGGGACAUGCAGAACUCAGCAUAGAGGAGCCCAGCAUCCCCUCGGUGAGAAGGAGGGGCUGGAGGAGUGCUCAGCACUGAGGUAUAAAUCUCUGAUCUGUGCUCCUCCUUGUUAAGGAGGUUGAAGGCUUUAUAUGAUGCUGCUUGGGCUUUGUGGCUUUUAAUACUUGUCCUGGCUGCCCUGAUUUCCCCUAGAGGAAACAGAGGCAGGUAGAGGGGAGGGGGUGGUUGUUUUGUGUCCCUGAUGCAAUCUAUGUUGGGCUCCCUCAGCAAGCCAGAAGCCAGCAUCUUUUGUAGGCACUGAAGCAUCUUGACAGGACUUUUCUGGUCUUGUAGCAAUUACCUCUUUGGUGGUCCUUAACUCUCUCAGAGCUGCCUUAUCCUCUGUGUCUCUUCCCUAGUGCCUGUGUGAAGGUGUCUGCCUGCUGUAGGGCGGAGACCAGGUGCUGCAGGCCCUAAGUCUUUGCUUUCCCUGAAUCAUGCUACAAGUCCAGUGUGGUGUGGCUGUCACUUUACAGCAUGCCUGUGGCAGUCAUGGCUGUGCACACCCAAAUUGUAAGAAUUAAAAGCAAUAAAAACUUCCAUUCUCAGUCCUGUGUGGUUCUUCCCUUGUGCAUGAGGGAUCAGAAUGGUCCUGUGGGCACCCUUAGGAGGCCCUAGUGAUGUGAUGGAACAGUGCUGAGUGCCAGCAGGAUCUCACCACCAUUGAUACACCCCUAGAAAAUGUUCUUUGUGAGGAGAACGAAUACUUGUGUGUGGUCUCAUAGGAGGGAUCUGGGGGUGGUGGGUGCUGUGGGAAGAGCCAUGCACUGUGGGAAGGCCCCUGCACUGGGGUGCAGGGAGAUGCUGAGCAAUGCUUGGUGCCACUGCAGAGAGCUCUGAGCUCUGUGUGUCAGGAAGUAAUUGGAGUAAUUAGCUGCCAGUGAUUUCUCACCAGUGAACUCCUCCAAGGGAGUAAGCUGGUAAUUACUCUAGAAUGAUUAUCUAUGUCUCUGAACUGCUGGGGACUCGAGGUAACUGCUUUCCAUGGCAGCAGUAAGCUGUGAAGGUGCACAAGGCCUCUAGAGCAAAGCUAUGCCUUCAUUCUACUGAACCUAGGGGACAAAGGAUGGUUUGUGUGACCACCAAGCUCAGGUCCCUCAGGGGGCUCUGAGCUGUGGGCAGCAGCAGGGGUGGAGCUGGGAUUUACAUCCAGCAUACUGUGUAUUUGCUGGGGGAGAGCAGGAGAGCCUGUGGGGACUUCCCAGCCCUCCACAGAGUGGAGCAAUGGUUCAUCUUUGUUACCAUUGUCUGACUCCUCUCAAAUGGGGAUUUUUGCACACCUUGCAUCAGGCUGCUGCUCAGUAAUCUACUAUUUUCUUGCAAAAUGCUUGAGGAGAUCCAGGUAUUAUGCUUUCUUUGUCCUUAGCUGGGUGCCUGGAUGGGGAGUCGUGUAAAAAUAACAUUCUUCCAAGAGUUUUACAUGUGCACUUAUACAUGUUACACAGUGGGAAGAUGGGGGGUAUUCCAUGCUUUAGUAUCACAAAGUGGGACCAAGGUGAUUCUUCAGCAGUC